Messenger RNA from Durusdinium trenchii, 815 nucleotides. NCBI's taxonomy places the organism in Eukaryota, Dinophyceae, Suessiales, Symbiodiniaceae. The record is from the annotation of a GenBank genome assembly.
CCCGACACCAUUUCCUGCACCUGCUGUAACCAAUUGCCAUGUCAAGCCUCUUCCAAAAGCUGCAGCUCAAGCCUGGCAUGAGGCUCACGGUUUCAGGAGCUCCCCCAGAGAUGGCCAAGAUCAAGAAUGAGCUUACACGCAGUGCUGGCACAUCGAAGUCAGAACUUCCCUCCGCUCAGCUUUACUUCGUGAAGAGCUGUGCGCAGAUUAAGAAACUGGCGCCCUCGGCCGCGAAGAAGGCUGGCAGCGAGGGGCUGCUGUGGAUCGCCUAUCCCAAGAAGUCUUCCAAGAAGUACCAAUCCGACGUGGGCCGCGACGACAGCUUCAGCGCUUUUGGAAAGCUGAGCUACGAGAAGGUGCGCAUGGUAGCAUUGGACGACGACUGGAGCGCCGUGCGCUUGAAGGCCGCGGCCCACAUCAAGACGCUGACGCGGCGGCGAGAGACCUGCGACUCCGCGCUGGGCAAGCGCAAGGCGACGGCGACAGCGAAGGCAAUGAAGGUGAUGAAGAUGGUCAAGAAGAAGUGAGAAUCGAUGGACGCGUUUCAAAAGACUGAAGACCAUCGCUGGGCGAAAGGAUGGAGGUUUCAGCAGGGAGCCGAAGAGCCGAAGACGUAAACCACGGAAAUUCCCUUAAAGCUCCAAGAGCUUCUUCUUUCUCCAAGCCUGCCAAGACCAUUCAAGAAAUUGGUUUACCUGGUUUUGUAGCAUAAAGUCUUUAAGGAAAGAAUGGCGGUUCGCUUUCCGCCUUUUUGCAGUCAAUGGUGGACCAGGAACAUUUUGAACAUUUUGAGGCUUCGGUGCUUUUCCACACGC